Molecule: messenger RNA, 3628 nt
Organism: Sardina pilchardus (European sardine)
Lineage: Eukaryota; Metazoa; Chordata; Actinopteri; Clupeiformes; Clupeidae
Gene: rlim
Product: ring finger protein, LIM domain interacting
Exons: 4
Coding region: 360-2783 (807 amino acids)
Biological process (GO): random inactivation of X chromosome; ubiquitin-dependent protein catabolic process; protein ubiquitination
Cellular component (GO): nucleoplasm; cytoplasm
Molecular function (GO): ubiquitin protein ligase activity
Source: RefSeq, a predicted model, not a curated record
UUUUCCCUAACGUUAACGUUAAUUGUCACUAACCUGAAAAACGGCUCACAAGUCUAUGUAAACUUAAGCUUGAUGAAAUGGAAGGGUUUAAGGCUGUAGUUAGGGAGAUUGCAAGCUGUUUUUAUUUGUAGUGCAUGUGCCCUGCAAAACGUCGUACUUGUUAUAUUAAUAAUACCUCAAAUUUAACUUCAAAAGGAUGUAAACAAAGCAUACUACGACGAAACUUGUCUCACGAUAACGAUAAUUAGCCAGCUAGCUUAUCAGCUAACAUAGCCUACUGGUUAUCAGGUACCCAUGGAACAUGAAUGACGUUAGCGGGAUGUCCACGCUGGUCGUGAAACGUCCUUUGAGUGACGAUCAUGGAGGGCUCGGACAAUGCAGAACAAGGUGGCAGCGAUCAGUCGGAUUCCCAACGGAGACGUCAGCUGGCCCGCCUGGACAGGGAGGAGGCCUUCUAUCAGUUUGUCAACAACCUCAGUGAAGAGGACUACCGACUAAUGAGGGACAACAACCUUCUGGGCAACCCCGGUGAGAUCACUGAGGAGGAGCUGUUGACCCGCCUGCAGCAGGCGAAGGAUGGUGGGCAACGUGCGGCCACAGCUGCCAGCACCAGUCCCAGCCCCAGCGCCAGCCCCAGUGCCAACGCAAGUGCCAACGCAAGUGCCAACACAAGUGGCAGUGAAGCACGCAGCAGGCCUGAGGCCUCUGGUGACCUUGAGGGCCCCGAGGAUCCCUCUAACGGCGACACCCUCCUGGAUUGGCUCAACACCGUGCGUCGCACGGGCAACACCACGCGCAGCGGUCACCGCGGCAACCAGUCCUGGCGCGCGGUGAGCCGCACCAACCCGAGCAGCGGGGACUUCCGCUUCAGCCUCGAGAUCAACAUCAACCGCAACCUGGCGGAGCAGCAGACGCAGACGGAGGCGGCGGAGCAGGCCGCGGGUGGUGCGGCACCACCGGAAGGGCCCAGCGCUGUUGCUGCUGCUGCCGCCGCCGCCGCCAACGCCACCACCGCCGCAACCGCCACCAACGGAGCAGAGGUCGAGCCUGGGGCGGAGGCCGAGGCCGAGGCCGAGGCCGGAGCGGAAGCCGAGUCUGGAGCGGAGGCCGAGCCCGAAGCUGUUGCAGAGGCGGAGUCAGAGCCCCCUCCUGAGCCCAUGGAGCUGGAGGAGGAGCCGGUCGUGGAGGAGCUGGCGGUGAUCGUGGAGCCCGAGCUCUCGCCCCCUGUGACCCGGCCCGCCAGCCCCCAGCCCAUCCUGGUGCCGGAGUCCGUGCCCUUGCCGAUUCCGAUCCCGGUUCCCGUGCCGAUCCCCAUCACCAUCCCCUCUCCGCACUUGCAGGCGGCAGCCGUGGCGGUGGCGAUGGCGGCGGCGUCGGCGUCCGAGCCGCCGCAGACCCGGCGGGGCGUGGUGCGUCCCCGCAGCCGGAGCCCCGAGCAGCGCCGCACCCGCGCCUGCACCCGCAGCCGCUCCCCGCUCAGCCUGGACCGCAUGGACGGCCUCCCCCCCGCGCCGCCCAUCCCCGAGCCCCCGCUACCCCCACCUCCCCCGCCGCCCCACAUGGAGGGCAGCUCACGCACUCGUCAGCACAUCCCCUCCCGCCACGUCACGGUGGAGACGACGGACCAUCACCACCAUCACCACCACCAUCACCACCACCACCAGGCAACACCCCUGGCUCCCCCGACCUCCACCACUCAUGCCCCCGAUGCCCCCGCGGCUCCUGCCCAGGAGGAGGAGCCGGCGGCUGGGGAAGCCGGCGCCGGACGCAGGCCCCCCACCAUCAUGCUGGACCUGCAGGUGCGUCGGGUCCGGCCUGGCGAGUACCGCCAGAGAGACAGCAUUGCUAACCGCACCCGCUCGCGCUCUCAGCCCGCUAGCAACAACAGCAGCAGCAGUAGCAGCAGCAGCAGCAGCAGUAGUAGUAGUAGCAGCAGCAGUGGAGCCAGCAGCGGAACAGGAAGUGGUAGCGGGGCGGGCGGGGCCGGUGGCGCCGCGGGCAACAACACCUUCCUGUACGAGACGGAGCAGGGCGGCUUCCGUCGGACAUUCUCCCGGUCGGAACGGGCCGGCGUGCGCACCUACGUGAGCACGAUCCGCAUCCCCAUCCGGCGCAUCUCCGACGCGGGGCUCGGCGAGGCCACCUCCGUGGCGCUGCAGUCCAUGAUCCGCCACAUCAUGACGGGCUUCGGCGAGCUCAGCUACUUCAUGGACUCGGACUCGGACUCGUCCGACUCGCCCCGGGCCAGCGGGCCCACCACGCCCUCCGACGGCACCACGGCGUCUGUAGCCGGAGCCGCUGCUGCCGCGGCCGCUGUCGCCGCUGCCGCCACCGGCGCUUCGCAGGCCCAGGCCGGCGGCUCGCAGGCCGAGGAGCGGGACAGGGAGGGGGAAGACGCGGACUCCCCGGCGGCCGGAGGCGGGGUGGCCCCAGACGGCCGCGGCCGCGCCCGGGCCCCCAUCAGCCUGGAGGAGACGGGCUCGCUGCCCUUCCUGCGGCUGGCGCACUUCUUCCUGCUCAACGACGAGGACGAGGAGCAGCCGCGCGGGCUCACCAAGGAGCAGAUCGACAACCUGUCCACGCGCAACUUCGGCGAGAGCGACGCGCUCAAGACGUGCAGCGUGUGCAUCACCGAGUACGCGCAGGGCCACAAGCUGCGCAAGCUGCCCUGCUCGCACGAGUACCACGUGCACUGCAUCGACCGCUGGCUCUCGGAGAACUCCACCUGUCCCAUCUGCCGGCGCGCGGUGCUCGCCACCACCAACCGCGAGAGUGUGGUCUGAACGACCCUCCGCGAGUCCGCCACUCCGCUCCGACUCCCCCCUCCCUCCCUCUCUCCGCUCCCCUCCCCUCGUCCCUCCCUCGUCUGUCUCAGACUAACACCACCCUUGUUUUCUCUAAAACUCUCUUCUCUCUCUUGCUGCUUCCCUGAGCCUGGGUAAUGUUUGCUACCCAGAGGGCCGGUCUUUAUGAUUUUUAAAGCAAUCAAGUCUGCUUACUCUCCCAUCUUCAGCAGGGGUUGGUGCAUCAGUGGGGCGGCAGAUGCGGGGGGGGGGGACCCACUGAGCCGAUGCGAGAAUCCAGACCUCAGAAUAUUCAUUAGUCGUCUGUCUUAAAGCAUCUGUCAGUGGAUGAUGUGUUUGCAGGGAGCUUGGGGUAGGAUACCAAGAGGAUGGGGGAAAAUUGGGGGUGGGGGAAAGGAAUUCCCCAGAAAGGACCACAUGUGCUCACAAUAAAGGACUCGUAGACGGUUCAGCUCAACUAGUGAAGCGCCCUACCCCUCUACAAGCUACCGGUUACAAGGUGCUGAAGACAUUAUCCCAGAGUCAGAGACUUUGUGUGUUAAAAGGAAGUGUGUGUGUGUGUGUGUGUGUGUGUGUGCGUGUGUGUGUGUGUAUGUGUGAGAGUGAGUUUGUGUGUGUAACUUGAUUUUUAAGUUAAAUAUCAUUGGAGGGAAAGCAAGCCCAGUUACUUAUGUGACACAAUAGUGUAAGAUUUCGGUGUGCAGUCACAGUACUAACCUAAUGGGUAAUGUUGCUUCCCUCCCAAGUCAACUGUAACAUGAGAGUGCAAAAGUGUUGUAGUCACACUUGAGACCAAAUGCAAUCUAAUAUACCCCUGAAAUCCA